Metopolophium dirhodum (rose-grain aphid) is the source of this 2561-nucleotide messenger RNA. RefSeq names its product G-protein coupled receptor Mth2-like. The record is from RefSeq and is a predicted model, not a curated record. Gene Ontology annotation, molecular function: G protein-coupled receptor activity. Gene Ontology annotation, cellular component: membrane. The transcript has 6 exons. Gene Ontology annotation, biological process: cell surface receptor signaling pathway. The coding region runs from base 26 to 1879 and encodes 617 amino acids. NCBI's taxonomy places the organism in Eukaryota, Metazoa, Arthropoda, Insecta, Hemiptera, Aphididae.
GCGGCCGACAGUCACGAUAGCGAACAUGCUGAAGUCACCCAAUCAGUGUGCGCAAACGAUGAAUACCGUCCGGUCGUGUUUCGCCUCAACCGUCUCGUUUCUCGUUGUCGCGAUCGCCUGGUCAGUGGCCGACGCUGUGGUAUGUUGCAACAGUAGUUCAGUCACGAGCGGCGGCGAAGACACGUCAUGCCAGAACAAAAAUCGGACGUACCACACGGUCGAGGCGAUCGGCGGUGGCACGUGCGAUGACAACCGGACGGCCGUGCCGGUCCGGAAGUGCUGUCCGCCGGGCCAGCUGUAUGAUCCGGAAGUGCGAUUCUGCGAACCACCCAGGGCGGACCGCGACGAGUACCUGCAGCGGAUGAUGCAGCGAUUGAGGGACGGAUUUCGGGUGGUGGCCGAUGCGGUGAUGGUGGGUUACGAUUAUGAGCAACCAAUGUGCAAUUCCACGCAAGUGCUAGUCGACGUGCCCGCCAUGGAAGUGCGUGGGCUGAUGGAGGCGGGCCCGUCGGCCAUCGAGUUGCCACCGGACUACUGCUUUGACCUGACGCCGUCCGAUGAGCUGGUGGCCCGGACGUGCCGGCCACGCGACCAGUACUGCGGCCAAGACGUUUACACGUGCGUCAACAAGUGCUGCAUGGGCGACGAAUUAUACGUCUUCGAUGAACAGUACAGUAGUAUGACGUGCAAGAAGAGCGAGACGCCAUUCAAGUUGUUCGUCUAUGAAAUAGACGUGGACUGGGUGAGCCGGUCGAACAGCACGGUGCUGCCGUACUACACCAAAGGAUCGUGUUCCAUAUCGCAUGUAUUGUUGGACAGUUUUAUUUUGUCCAUGGAUGGCAGCCUUUACCGUAUCAACGAAGACCGGCUCGUACCGGACAUGGACUACUGCGUGGAGUAUUACGCCAAGGCCGAGUCACUGGUGGCUGACGGCAUACUGGCGAUCAUAUGCGUCCAUGACAAAGCAGAAGACACCCAAAGCAGUUUAAAGGACUUCCUCUUUCUAGCCACUUUGGUGCCGUCUAUCGUGUCCCUGGCACUCACGCUGCUCGUGUACGCCACACUGUCCAGCCUCCGGAACGUCCAUGGCUACUACGUCAUGUGCUACGUGGCCUGCCAGCUUCUGUUGUUCGUCUGCACAGCGAUUGGAGAUUCGAUAAAUGAUAACAUAAAUAGCCCGUUGUGUAUUCCAUUCGGUUAUUUAGUAUUAUUUGUAUAUUUGACAACAUUUUGCUGGUUAAACGUAAUAUGCUUCGAUGUUUACUGGACGUUAAGGCACAACUGUUCAAUAAACAUAAAUACAUCAAUAUCAGUACGUACCAUUAUGUACCAUAUUUACUGUUGGGGAUUUUCAAGUAUUUUCGUAUCUACUGGUUAUUUAUUUCAACAUUCACAACACGAAACGCUACUGGAAUUGGCACCCGAUAUAGGAUACAAUAGAUGCUUUUUUUACGACCCCUAUCGCUACGGAUUUUACAUUUUCUACAUGCUACCCAUCUGUGUUAUAGUUACUGCCAAUUUAAUUUUGUUCUUGCUAACUGCUAUUCAUUGUUCAAGAAUUAAAUCUGAACUCAAUACAUUCAACCCAACAGAUUCAAAAACAAAAAGUUUUCAUAUUUACAAAGAAAGAUUUGUAAUUGGCAUCAAACUAUUUCUGGUUAUGGGAAUCCCGGUUAUAAUUUCGAUAAUACGUAUCAUAUUCCAAAUUCAUUGGAUCGUAUAUGACAUUUUGAAUGCAAUUCCUAGACUACAAGGAGUAUAUAUAUUUAUUAUAUUUGUAGCCAAGCGCAAAGUUAUUAUGGACUUACGGAAAAAGUUUAGAGGUUCAAUGGAUCACAGUGAGUCGACACAAAUUAACACCAUCUCUGGGUCAUCAUAAAACUGGGCAGUGCUCAUAAAAGUUAUAAUGAUUUCUAAUUAAAAAUCAUUAUACCUGCAAUAUUUAUAUUUAUAAAUGCAAUAACUAUAUAUUAUAUAGAUAUUAUUAUAUUAUAUAAUAGGCUCUAUGCCGUAGGGUAUAAAAAAAAUUAUCAUUUUUAUGCCUUUCUGUACUACGUUUUUUGUUUUGUGUGGUUAUAAUAAAAUUAAAAUAAUAGUUAAUAAUUUAAUAAUACGACUAAUCCAAUUUUAUAUAAGGUAUGUUAUAUUUUACUUAAAUAAUUUAUCUUUGUUCCAAAUACCUACAUAGUAUAUAUAUUUAUAAAAAAAAAUUGAUAAAUCCUAUCAAAUAAAAUUUCAGAAAAAAAUGUUUAUUUGUUUAAUUGUUUUUUUCUUGAAUUUUAAUAUUCACUUUUAUAGUUUAAUUAAUUUUCAAUAAACUACGAAAAUUAUGUUGUAAAGAAUACAAGCAACAAAUGUUCUACUACACUGCUACCUGCAAUUUCAUAAUUAAAUACGUAGGUAUAAUACAGAGAUUUAUACCAUAGUUAUUUAAUGUUGGUAUCAUAAUUAAUAUAUUAAUUAACUACCUUUUAUAUACAAUUAGCAUGCAUAAUUUAUGAGCUGUUUACUUUUUAUUAUUUUUAAUAAAUUAAAAUGUAAUUUUUACACAAUUAUAAUAC